Messenger RNA from Myxocyprinus asiaticus (Chinese sucker), 3066 nucleotides. RefSeq names its product LIM/homeobox protein Lhx2-like. Gene Ontology annotation, cellular component: nucleus. Lineage: Eukaryota; Metazoa; Chordata; Actinopteri; Cypriniformes; Catostomidae. The coding region runs from base 504 to 1805 and encodes 433 amino acids. The transcript is spliced from 5 exons. The record is from RefSeq and is a predicted model, not a curated record. Gene Ontology annotation, biological process: regulation of transcription by RNA polymerase II; neuron differentiation. Gene Ontology annotation, molecular function: DNA-binding transcription factor activity, RNA polymerase II-specific; RNA polymerase II transcription regulatory region sequence-specific DNA binding.
AGCCAUUUGCCUUUUCCCGUAUCCAAGUUGGACAUUUUUGGUGUGUUACUGAGUAUGAAGAUAUGACCACUUGCAGUAAUUCUGGUGGUUCUUCCCAUGCAUUUCGGGAUUAUUUAUAGCUAUAUGUUUGUAUUUUUCGGCGAUGCAACACCGGAUUUUGUGUUUUGACUGGCAGCGCUCAUGUUCCAAGACUGAUUUCUGAAGAGACAAGACAGAAAACUGUUGAGAUUUUACAUUGACAAAUGCAUGUGCAAAACGUGGUAACUGAAAGUUACUCACUAAGAAAUAGGAGGGUCCAGUGGCACACAUGUAGAGCUGGUAUGUCCUCAAAGCUCGGGAAUGCUCACAUAGGCUGUACCAAUCUAUCUGUAUUGUACUGGGUGCAUGAUUUGCGGUGUGAGAAAUUAAUGCAUUUCAAAAGAGUCUGUCAGAACACGGGGUUGACAGUUUUGAUAAACGAAUAACGACUAGAGGACUCAGAUUCUCCAAACGGGAAAUCUUUCAUGAGAGAGCGAGGUCAUAUGAACUGCACAGGGCUAGAAGUGCGUCUCACGGAAAUCUUGGGCUGCAGAUCUGACGGAAACACGUGCUAUUCGCUCUCAUCUGCGGCGACGAUGCUUUUCCACGGUCUGCCUGGAGGCGAGAUGCAUGGUGUUAUGGAAGAAAUGGAGCGGAGAGGAAAGAGCGAUUCGGCGACUAUCAGCUCGGCCAUAGAUAUGGGGGAAACAGAGACGAACAUGCCUUCCAUCAGCGGGGACCGGGUGGCCCUGUGUGCGGGCUGCGGAGGGAAGAUCUCCGAUCGGUAUUACCUGCUCGCCGUGGACAAGCAGUGGCACAUGCGCUGUCUGAAGUGCUGCGAGUGUAAACUCAACCUGGAGUCUGAGCUCACCUGCUUCAGCAAAGACGGAAGCAUCUAUUGUAAAGAGGACUAUUACAGAAGGUUUUCGGUGCAAAGAUGUGCCCGGUGCCACCUCGGGAUCUCGGCCUCGGAAAUGGUCAUGAGGGCCAGGGAUUUGGUGUACCACUUGAACUGUUUCACCUGCACGACUUGCAACAAAAUGCUGACGACUGGGGACCACUUCGGCAUGAAAGACAGUCUUGUGUACUGCAGGCUACACUUUGAAACGCUCAUCCAGGGAGACUUCCCCACGCAUUUCAAUCACACGGAUGUAGUGCCUAAUAAAGGACUGGGCACCACGGGCCCUCUAGGACUGUCUUAUUAUAACGGCGUGAACACAGUGCAGAAGGGCCGGCCCCGAAAGAGGAAGAGCCCGGGGCCCGGAGCGGACUUAGCGGCAUACAACGCAGCUUUGAGUUGCAAUGAAAAUGAUGGAGAUCCAAUGGACAGAGACUCUCAAUACAGUACCAGCCAGAAGACAAAGCGCAUGAGAACGUCUUUUAAACACCAUCAGUUGAGGACCAUGAAGUCGUAUUUUGCCAUCAACCACAAUCCUGACGCCAAGGAUCUGAAACAGCUGGCCCAGAAAACAGGUCUCACCAAGCGAGUACUACAGGUGUGGUUCCAGAAUGCUCGGGCCAAGUUCAGACGGAACCUCUUGCGUCAGGAGAACACAGGCAUGGACAAGGCCUCCGAUGGGUCGAACCUACCUGGAGGAACGCCUUCUGGACCUGCCUCAGAGAUUUCCAACGCCUCAAUGAGCCCCUCCAGCACCCCAACCACUCUGACAGACCUGACGAACCCCACCAUGCCCACCGUCACCUCCGUACUGACCCCUGCGCCAGGCAGUCUGGACAUUCACGAAUGCCGGAGUCCCUCGCAGAGCACCUUAACCAGCCUCUUCUGAUGCUCAGAUUGAACACAAGAACAUUGACAUGUCAAUUCUGUCUGCUUCUAUUGAAGUCCAGUCAUGGAUGUGGCCCUCAUAGGUUCCUAAUUUACAAAAGAACCACUUCAGCUUAGAUAAAAUUCAUGUUCAUUGCAGCAUUACUUUAGAACGGACACCAGUUUAUCUUGCUUGUAAAGCAAAGUUCCAUUCUUCCAUGUAGUUAUAACACAAUCAAUUAUUCAUAAACAAAUUACUGUCAAACCUCUGUCCUCUAUCCACACCGAUCUACCUGGGCAUCUUUUGUACAGGCUAGGAACUUUACAAUUGUGGCCAAUCUGACUCAAAAGACUUUACUGGGACUAUUAAUGGGGAAAACAACUCUUUGUUUGGUCUUGAGCCACUUAAGAGUAUUGCAUCUUGGGGCAUUUUCAAGUCUCACCGAAGGAUCUGUUGAUAUUUUUCGUUUAGAGUCUUUGGAACGACUGAGGAGACUUGAUUUGCAAUGAUUUUUUUUUCUCUUUUUUCACGUGUUUCCCCCAGCCACGUCUACAGAGAGAGAGACUGAGCUUGAAACUUAUGGGAAUACAACCUCUUAUUUAUGUUCACGCACAGGGGUCAGUGUGAGGAAACUGGAUUAUAAUGUGAAUAAUUAUACAAGAUGACAAGUGUAAACAGCAAAACUAAGCCUGACUGUCAUGUGCCUUAUCAUGCAGUGUAGUCACUGAAGCCCCUUUAGCAUUGCUAAAUGAAUUACAUCGAAAAAAGUGUAUUUUAAUUUGUUGGAUGAAACUGUUGAGUAAUUCUGCAAAGAUGAACUCAUACAUGAAGUGCUGAUCUUUCUUAAAAGUCCAUAUACUCUCAUUCCAACAUAUUACCUCACUCAGAAACCACUGGAUAUGAUAGCAGUGCACAUGAACAUGUUUCAAGACGACAAAAUGCACUGGGAGAGAAACCGCCUGCAGAUAGACUUGCUCUAGUUUGUAAAAAGAAAAUCCUUGAUCGGGAAACCAUCAUGAACUGGAUCUUAUCUCAAACAUACACUGAUAUACUGUAAGGAAUGAAACAAUUAUUUCAUUCAUCCAGUUAGGUGAUGGUUAUUUUUUUUCAGCCAUUAAGAUGUGACAGUGUUGGAGACAGUGUAAAUGUUUCCAUGGUAACCAGAGGCUGCUUGUUGAAAAUGCUGUACAGUUUUGACAGAUUAUUGAGAAAUUUUGAGUCCACCCCCUGCAGUAUCCCCCUUUGAUGUAAAUCUUCAGUUCUGUAAAAAAUAUAAAAAAUG